GUUGUCGAAACAACAAACCCUACUACGGAGCAAGUGGCGGGGUGAACUGAGAGAGCGUCCAAAACCGCCUCUGACCGCCAGUUUCAAACUCAUUUGCGGAAAUCGUGGUUAUAUCAAAACAGGAACAGAUAGCGACUCAACAAAGCAGUGGCUCGUUUGGAAAUAAAUUGAAUAACGGGGUCCUACACUACCUUGUGGACGCUGAGGAUCUGAGGUCUGUUCUUAUUUCAGUUGGAUCAGACAUGUUAGAGAAAUGAUAGCGGCACCAGAGUUACCGUCGGAGUUCCACUAUCCUCAGGAUACGGACACCCGUUUCUCCUCAGACACAGACUUCUCUGAGGCUCCUGAUGUUAGUAUCAACCCAACCAAAGGAAAGGGGGGGAAGAAGUGGAAGAAGGUGACAGGAGAGAAGGGUAAAGGAGCAGGGAGGAUGAACGGCCACUACCAGGAGAAUGGCAUGGAGAACCUAAUGCUGUUUGAGGUUGUCAAGAUGGGCAAGAGCGCCAUGCAGUCUGUGGUGGAUGACUGGAUUGAGGCAUAUAAAACCGACAGGGACAUGGCUCUGCUAGACCUGAUCAACUUCUUCAUCCAGUGUUCUGGCUGUAAAGGAGUGGUCAGUGGAGAGAUGUUCCGAAACAUGCAGAACUCUGAGAUCAUCAGGAGGAUGACAGAGGAGUUUGACGAGGACAGCGGAGACUACCCUCUGACCAUGGCAGGUCCGCUGUGGAAGAAGUUUAAGGGUAGUUUCUGUGAGUUCAUUGCUGUCUUGGUGAGACAGUGUCAGUACAGCAUCAUCUAUGAUGAGUACCUCAUGGACACGGUCAUAUCGCUCCUCACCGGACUGUCGGACUCACAGGUCCGAGCCUUCAGGCACACCAGCACACUGGCAGCUAUGAAACUGAUGACAGCCCUGGUGAAUGUAGCUCUGAACCUGAGCAUCAACAUGGACAACACACAGCGGCAGUACGAGACAGAGAGAAACAAGAUGGUCGCUAAGAGAGCCAACGACCGACUGGAGCUACUGCUGCAGAAACGCAAAGAGCUUCAAGAAAAUCAGGACGAAAUUGAGAACAUGAUGAAUGCUAUAUUCAAGGGUGUGUUUGUACACAGAUAUCGUGAUGCCAUAGCCGAGAUCAGAGCUAUCACUAUAGAGGAGAUAGGAAUGUGGAUGAAGCUCUACAGUGACGCCUUCCUCAACGACAGCUACCUGAAAUACGUAGGCUGGACCAUGCACGACAAGCAAGGCGAGGUGCGUCUGAAAUGUUUGACAGCGCUGCAGGGUCUCUACUACAACAGAGAACUGAACACCAGACUGGAGCUGUUCACCAGCCGCUUCAAGGACCGCAUCGUCUCCAUGACUCUAGACAAGGAGUACGAUGUCGCAGUACAAGCAAUUAAACUGCUCACUCUGGUACUACAUAGUACAGAUGAGGUACUGAGCCCGGAGGACUGUGAGAGCGUCUAUCACCUGGUCUACUCCGCCCACCGACCGGUCGCCAUAGCAGCCGGGGAGUUCCUCUUCAAGAAACUGUUCAGUACGCGGGAACCGGAAGAGGAGGGCGCCCCCAAGAGGAGAGGAAGACAAAGCCCCAACGCCAACCUCAUCAAAACUACUGUUUUCUUCUUCCUGGAGAGCGAGCUCCAUGAGCACGCUGCGUACCUGGUGGACUCUCUGUGGGAGAGUGGAGCAGACCUGUUGAAGGACUGGGAGUGUAUGACCAGCCUGCUACUGGAUGACCCCGUGCCAGGGGAGGAAGCCCUGACAGACAGACAGGAGACGGCUCUCAUAGAGAUAAUGCUGUGUACGGUGCGUCAGGCUGCAGAGUGCCACCCGCCCAUAGGCCGCGGAACCGGGAAGAGGGUGAUGACAGCGAAGGAGAAGAAGACCCAGCUAGAUGACAGGACCAGGAUGACAGAGCUGUUUGCUGUGACAUUGCCUCCUCUGCUGGCCAAAUACUCCAUAGAUUCAGAAAAGGUGACCAACCUGCUGCAGCUCCCUCAGUUCUUUGACCUGGAUAUCUACACCACAGGACGACUAGAGAAGCACUUGGAGGCGUUGCUGCGUCAGAUCAGGGAGAUCGUGGAGAAACACACGGACACAGAGGUUCUGGAGGCGUGCUCGAAGACCUACCACGCUCUCUGCAACGAGGAGUUCACCAUCUUCAACAGAGUGGACAUCGCCAGGUCACAGCUGGUCGAUGAACUGGUGGACAAAUUCAACAGACUGCUGGAAGACUUCUUACAAGAGGGUGAAGAGCCUGAUGAUGAUGAUGCCUACCAGGUCCUGUCUACUCUCAAGAGAAUCACUGCCUUCCACAAUGCCCAUGACCUGUCCCAGUGGGAUCUGUUCAGCAGUAACUUCAAGUUGCUCAACACGGGCAUUGAGAACGGAGACAUGCCAGAGCAGAUAGUGGUCCAUGCUCUACAGUGUACCCACUACGUUGUCCUGUGGUACUUGGCCAAGGUCUCAGAGGGCAGCCACAGAAAGGAGGACAUGGUGAGCCUGAGGAAACAGAUGCGGAUGUUCUGUCUGAUGUGUCAACGUUACCUCACCAACGUCAACACAACCGUUAAGGAACAGGCGUUCACCAUCCUGUGUGAUGUGUUGCUGGUCUUUAGUCAUCAGAUGGUAUCGGGAGGCAGAGAGCAGCUGGAACCGCUGGUCUACAGUCCUGAUGACUCGUUACAGACAGAACUACUGUCCUUCAUACUGCACCAUGUGUUUAUAGACCAGGACGAUGACAACUGCAGCACAGAUGGCCAGCAGGAUGACGAGGCAGCGAAGAUAGAAGCUCUUCACAAGAGACGUAACCUCCUGGCUGCCUACUGUAAACUUAUCAUCUAUAACGUAGUAGAGAUGAACACUGGAGCUGACAUCUUUAAACAGUACAUGAGGUAUUAUAAUGACUAUGGUGACAUCAUCAAGGAGACCAUGUCUAAGACCAGACAGAUAGACAAGAUCCAAUGUGCCAAGACACUCAUCCUCAGUUUACAACAGUUGUUCCAUGAGAUGAUGUCAGAGUUGGGGACAGGAUUUGACCGCUCGUCCUCAGCGUUCUGUGGGAUCAAGGAGCUGGCCAGACGUUUCUCUCUCACCUUUGGUCUGGACCAGGUGAAAACACGAGAUGCUAUCGCCAUGCUGCACAAGGAUGGUAUAGAGUUUGCGUUUAAGGAGCCCAGUCCCCAGGGAGAAGGAAACCCUCCUCUUCACCUGGCCUUCCUAGACAUCCUCUCUGAGUUUUCCUCCAAACUAAUGAGGCAGGACAAGAGGACUGUUCACAUGUAUCUGGAGAGGUUCAUGACCUUCCAGAUGGCCCUCCAGAGAGACGACUGCUGGCUACCGCUCAUCUCCUACAGGAACUCCCUGCAGGCCGGCGGGGACGAUGACACCAUGUCUGUUGUCUCCGGCUACUCCUCCAGAGGGUCGUCGGUCAGAUCCAAGAAGACCAAGGCUGCUACUCCCACUACUGCCGUCGCUGCAGCCAAGAGGAGACUUCCUGAAGCGGAGGAGAGCAGUAGCAGCAGUACAGAUAUGUCGUGGCAGCACCAGAGCAUGCAGACUCCAGUGAUGAUGCCCUCCCCCCACCUCACCUCUACCAUGAUGAGAGGACCCGGGGACAUGAGGGGGGACGCCAAACGGGGGAGAGACGACAGCUAUAUAGGCGUGUACGCCCUCCCUUCAGACUCCCAGCAGCAGCCACACCCUCACACACUCCCCCAAACACCUCAACUCCACCAGACACCCAUCGACUACAAUACCCAGGUGACGUGGAUGCUGGCUCAGAGGCAGCAGGAGGAGGUUCGUCAGCAGCAGGAGAGGGCCAUGAACUACGCCAAGCUCAGGACAAACCUGCAACAGGCCAUUCGGCGUGGUACAGGGCUGAUGGAGGAGGAUGAGGAGCCUAUCGUAGAGGACGUGAUGAUGUCAUCAGAGGGUCGUAUGGAAGACCUCAACGAGGGCAUGGACUUUGACACCAUGGACAUCGACCUGCCCCCCUCUAAGAACAGGAGAGAGAGAUCAGAGCUGAAACCAGACUACUUUGACCCUGGUUCCAUCAUGGAUGAGUCUGUCCUUGGAGUGUCUAUGUUUUAAACUGGUAUUUGUCGAGGAAGAGGAGAGGCGUACUGUAUUUAUGGAGACGUUAAGCUGCAGAUCAGAAGUCUUCUCUGGUUUAUCCUCCAUGGUCUAACGCACAGUGUUGCUCGCUCAGAGGGGACUGAAUGAAAACAAAGUACUUUUUAUAAUCCUUGGGUAAGCUUUCACCUUUCAGUUAGUGUCCAACCAGUUCCAAACCUAGAAGAAUCCUCCAGACGCUUAGUCUGAAGGAAGUUCUAUAACAUUAAAUUGUUUUCUUCCAAAUGGAGAUGGAAUGAGUUGUAAGAUGUCCUCUAACCCUCUCUAUGCUAGUAUAGUGAGUAACCCGGUGCGGUGUAGUCAUUUAGACACAGAUUGUUAGUAGGAAAUGUAGCUAGCUGUGGUAGAAGUGGAUGGACAUGGUCUUUAUGCUAGUUUCACCCAUGUUGGACUGUCAGUAGAAUCUGUUGGUUCUGUGGUUGUGAUGACGACGACUGCUGGUGGUUGUUGGUGACCUGUUGAAUAGAUCAGCUGUAAGAGUCAUGGAUGUAGCAACACACAUCCAACCGUUUUCCAAGUGCAGAGUCCUUUAUGCGAAACGAGUAGAAAUCACGCCACACUGUCGUACAUCCUUCAGUAUAGUUUCUGUCAACGUUUGGACCAGAGGGUCUGUCCGUCAUAUCUAACUGUGUGUGUGGGUAGUGUUUCUAUUCCGUGGUUGUUGAAUAGUCUGAGGACCCCGGUAGUUGCUGUGAAGAGGCCCAGGGUGUGUCUCAAAAGUAGUGCACUAUAUAGGGAAUAGGGCUCUGGUCUAAAGUAGUGCACUAUAUAGGGAAUAGGGCUCUGGUCUAAAGUAGUGCACUAUAUAGGGAAUAGGGCUCUGGUCUAAAGUAGUGCACUAUAUAGGGAAUAGGGUGCCAUUUGGGACAAAGACCCAGUAUUUAACAAGGAACUAGGCUGCCGCACAAGUCCUGAAGCUUACCCAAAGAUUUGGAUCCUUCUCCCUAUCUGAAGAGACUACUCUCCCAACGGACAGCGAGGUGAUCUUCUCUCUGGUAGUGCCACCACUGUGCUGACUCAGAGACAAGCAAGCAGCAUGUUAAUAGACAGAAAAUCCAGCAUAUUUAGUGUUGAAAUGGCUAUCUCUAAAUUUUAAAUAAAGUUAUAUAUGAAUCGGUGCUGAUUUUAUAACUGUGCUUUUUUAAAUUAAAAUGUUCAACAUAAGUUAAGGUUUCAUAAAUGUGUAAAAGUGUUUAAAAUGGAAAGCAUGUGUAGUGAGGGAGAUUUUUACAUUUCUAUUUUUGUUUUUCUUUGUCUUAAUGUUUUGGGGUUUCUACCUCUUGUUUUUCCUACGUGUAAAUUAGUUUGGAUAAGACUCAUUAUGAAAGAAAUAAAUGUGACUUGUGAAAUAUCAGCUUUAAGGUUUUCACCAUCAACAUGAGUAAUAAUAAUGUCCUGUUGCGAAAUGCCACCAUAUAAAACUGUAUAGAGAACUUAAAGCCAGUCAUUAUAUUCCUAUAGAAAGGUUGUUGUUUUCAUCCCAAAUGGCACCCUGGUGCCCUCACCAGGCCAAAUAUUCCCUAUGGGACCUGGUCAAAAGUAGUGCACUGUAUAGGGAAUAGGGUGCCAUUUGGGACAAUUCUCAACAGCAGCAGCACUCUGGCAGCUAGACAAAGCUUACAUGUGACAUGAACUAUUAUGUCAUCCAUACGUUUUAAUGAAAUGUUCUGUCUACUGAGGUAAAUCUAUCUACUUGGUUCCAUUCCAUGCCUGGGCCUUAAACAUGCAGUAGUGGAAGGAAAUCAACUGCCCUGUCUAAUAAACUGCCCCUAGCCCCAUAGAAACAGUAUUGCUAGAAUAUAAUUGCUCUGGUUUAAGUGUAGAUCCCCCACUAGUAAUUCUAUGCCUCUACCCCAUGGCACCUGUGGAUAUCUGAUAGGAAUGGAUAAGUAAGGUGUAUCCAAUUUGGCUUCAUCCCAACUAGUUUUAUCGGGGAGAAGGUGAUACUACUACCCAUCAAAUCACUGCAGAUUUACACUACCACCUUGGGGUUAGUGCUGGGGUAGCCUCGGAAAGCCUAGGGGUUAAGGCUGGGGUAGCCUCGGAAUGCCUAGGGGUUAGGGCUGGGGUAGCCUCGGAAUGCCUAGGGGUUAGGGCUGGGGUAGCCUCGGAAUGCCUAGGGGUUAGGGCUGGGGUAGCCUCGGAAUGCCUAGGGGUUAGGGCUGGGGUAGCCUCGGAAUGCCUAGGGGUUAGGGCUGGGGUAGCCUCGGAAAGCCUAGGGGUUAGGGCUGGGGUAGCCUCGGAAAGCCUAGGGGUUAGGGCUGGGGUAGCCUCGGAAUGCCUAGGGGUUAGGGCUGGGGUAGCCUCGGAAUGCCUAGGGGUUAGGGCUGGGGUAGCCUCGGAAUGCCUAGGGGUUAGGGCUGGGGUAGCCUCGGAAUGCCUAGGGGUUAGGGCUGGGGUAGCCUCGGAAUGCCUAGGGGUUAGGGCUGGGGUAGCCUAGGGGUUAGGGCUGGGGUAACCUUGGAAAGCCUAGGGGUUAGGGCUGGGGUAGCCUCGGAAAUCUUCUGUAGAUGACAUUUAGAAGGAUGUCCUCGUGAGACUAGAGUUUAGGGUGCUAGGGGUUGUUUCUGGACAGGUCCUAAAUCGUUUUCUCUUACUAAUCCUCUUCCGUGUCAGAGGUAGCCAUGAAAGGUGAUUAUUAGGGUUGUUAUAACGACACAAAGCAGAUGGUCCAGAUGUGAUGUCGAUGAAGUAGAUACAGGCAGCCUGUGUGUUUUACCUAAUUAUUAUUAUUAUUAUAUGUAAGUAAAUAUUUUGGAGUAAAAAUGACUGUUGCUUUUGUUUUGUCACUUACUACCACUACAUUGGUAUAGUCCUUUAUUUGAGCCUUCCUGUAUAUAAAACAAACAGCAAGCUUUAUUUUCAUUUGUGUUUUUCCUUUUUGGCCAUUUUAUGUAUGUGUUGAAUUUUCUCAUAUAUAUAAUAUACAAACACACACACACUUCCGCGCUGUUUGUUCCCUAUUCUAUUACCACUCCCUCUCAGAUUUGUACUUGCCUGGAGACAGUCACUUUUUUGAAUAAAAGUAAACCAACUCGA
This is a messenger RNA of Oncorhynchus kisutch (coho salmon), 7174 nucleotides long. Its product is annotated as cohesin subunit SA-2-like. Gene Ontology annotation, biological process: sister chromatid cohesion. Lineage: Eukaryota; Metazoa; Chordata; Actinopteri; Salmoniformes; Salmonidae. The coding region runs from base 254 to 4093 and encodes 1279 amino acids. Gene Ontology annotation, molecular function: chromatin binding. The transcript has 32 exons. Gene Ontology annotation, cellular component: cohesin complex; nucleus; chromatin. The record is from RefSeq and is a predicted model, not a curated record.